Molecule: messenger RNA, 2076 nt
Organism: Plasmodium yoelii
Lineage: Eukaryota; Apicomplexa; Aconoidasida; Haemosporida; Plasmodiidae
Product: PIR protein
Exons: 3
Coding region: 1-2076 (691 amino acids)
Source: RefSeq, a predicted model, not a curated record
AUGGGAGAGCUAAGAAUGUGCGAGUUAUUUCUUGAAGCGGAUAAAUUUUUUAAAGGUAAUGUUUCCGCACAUAGGCAAAUUACCAAAUCCGCAAAUUUCCGUGAUUAUUGCACUAAUCAAAAAAAGUGUGCAACUAAGAUUGAAACUAUUGGUGCUUUGGGCGAGGCUUUAUCUAUGAAGCUUCACGAUAAAGAAAACACGUAUUCUGAUCAUGUUGUGUUGUGGUUAGCUAAUAAAUUAUUUGAUGCAAUCAAAGAGAAAGAGAAAGACAAUGCUAGUAAAAUUACUUUAAGUUCAGCUUAUGACAAAUAUUUAAAGAAAUAUAUGGCUCAUUUUAAAUAUUGGAAUAGUUUAUAUAAUAUAAGGGGUUUGGAAGAUGGUAAUCUUAGGCAUUUGCGUGAAUUGUAUACAUUACUUAGCCAUAUAUGUAAUACAAUUGUAGAUUAUAAAAAAAACGGUGCCCUAAGUAAGACUCUUUCUCACAAUUCUACCUAUUGUUUUAAUCAAUAUAUAUCCCUUUACAAGGCUUUUCCUGAAUGUAAUUCAUAUCUAUAUCUAUUGAACAAAUUAAAAAAAAUAUAUGAUGACAUUAGAACUUCUGCUAUUGAGAAUAAUUCUAGUAUUAAGAAUUUCGAUAAACGCUUUCGAGAACUUAAAAUGCCUGGUGUAAAAGAUUCAUAUUCUAUGGAAACAUUUAAAAGAUUUAACUUCAGUGCUUCAGAGUGUAAAGUAAAAACUACAAAUAAUAUUCCGACUGUUCGAAAUGCACCAGUAAAACAUACAACCAUACAAAGGAGUAAAAUUCAAAGGGGGGGUCAAAGUAUUCAAAAGAUUACCCCUAAAAAUAAAGAUGAUAGUUUAAACGUUUCAGGGCCCGAAUCUCAACCGAAGCAAAACAUUACAUUUCCAAAACCUGGCGAUUCUUUAUUAAAAGAUGAGCCUCAAUCCUUAAAGGGUGGCAGUGAUGGUCCAGGUAUUCAAAAAAGUCCAACUGGUCAAGAAAAUCCAACUGGUAAAGAAAAUACAACUGGUAAAGAAAAUCUAACUGGUAAAGAAAGUCCAACUGAUCAAAAAAUUUCAAAUGGUCAAGAAAUUCCAACUAGUAAAGAAAUUCCAACUGGCCAAGAAAAUCCAAAUGGUCAAGAAAAUCCAAGUGGUCAUAAAAUUUCAAAUGGUCAAGAAAGUCCAGAUAAUGGUAAAAUAGAUCAAAGCAAUGAGUUAGAAACUAAUCAAGGUAAGACACAAAUGUCUCAAAGCCCAGAAGGCAAUCACGAUGGUUUUGAUUUUCCAAAUUUAGAAGAAUAUGAGAAAUUAUUUAAAACCUAUAUUGAAGAAUACAAAAACUCUGUUACUAGUUCACUUAAGGAUAUUCAAGAACAUUUAUACGAAGAUAUAUGGCUUCCUUUAUAUGAGACUUAUAGUACUUAUGCAGAUUAUUAUAAAAAUUUUAAUAUAAUGGAAUAUCUUAAAGGAAUGCAAGGAAAUGAACCAAAAACAGCUGAAACAUUAGAUGAUAAGUCACCAAGUACAGAUAAUGGAUUAGAAAAUCCCCCUUCUUUAUCAGAUAACGGAACAUCAGAUGGCGAAAAACAAAAAGCACAAGAUCCCCAAAUACAAGGUCCUCAAACAGAAGAUACCAAAACAGAAGAUACACAAACACAAAUGUCAGGGGAUCAAGGAAAUGGUCAUUCACAGGAGUUACUUUCUACACCAGAAAAUGGCUCAACAAAUAGUGAACAAGAAAAAAAUUCAGAUACUCCCUCUAAGGAACAACUUCAAUCAUCAGAUGGUUAUACCAAUAUAAUGUCUAGUAUUGGUGUUGAAACAAGAGCCAUUAGAGUCGAUGUAGAAAAAGGCACAUAUGAAAUAGGAUUUCCAGGAAAUUUAUUUAAAGGAGACAACAUAGUUGCAUAUUUAAUUACAGUUAUUUCAAUACUCGUUAUUUUAGCAUUUAUGUAUAAGUAUUUCGCAUUUGGGCGGAGAAAAAAGGCGAAAAAAAAAAAAAAAAUGAAAAAGGUUUUAAAAUUGUGUGAUGAAAAUAAUAUCGAAAAGUUGAAAUGCAUUCAUCGAAAAUAA